Messenger RNA from Patella vulgata (common limpet), 835 nucleotides. Its product is annotated as exosome complex component RRP41. The transcript has 3 exons. The coding region runs from base 29 to 772 and encodes 247 amino acids. NCBI's taxonomy places the organism in Eukaryota, Metazoa, Mollusca, Gastropoda, Patellidae. Gene Ontology annotation, cellular component: nuclear exosome (RNase complex); nucleolus; cytoplasmic exosome (RNase complex). Gene Ontology annotation, biological process: rRNA catabolic process; nuclear mRNA surveillance; U4 snRNA 3'-end processing. The record is from RefSeq and is a predicted model, not a curated record.
UCCCACAUGUUCAUUGUGAACAAAAAUCAUGGCUGGUUUAGAAUUGCUUUCUGAUCAAGGUUUCAGAAUAGACGGUCGUAGAUCUCACGAAUUAAGAAAAAUACAAUGUAGACUUGGUGUAUUCAAACAAGCAGAUGGUUCUGCUUACAUAGAACAAGGAAAUACUAAAGUUUUGGCCGCAGUAUACGGCCCACAUGAGGUGAAAGGAAGUCGAGCAAAGAUGUUACAGGAUAAAGUAUUGGUUAAUUGUCAGUACAGUAUGGCUACAUUUAGCACAGGAGAAAGAAAACGUAGACCAAGGGGAGACAGGAAAUCUACAGAGAUGACGAUGCAUUUAAAACAAACGUUUGAUGCUGCUAUUAUUACAAAUUUAUAUCCUAGAUCACAGAUUGACAUCUAUGUUGAGGUAUUGCAGUCUGAUGGCGGUAAUUAUUGUGCCAGUGUAAACGCUGCUACUCUAGCUUUAAUAGAUGCUGGUAUUCCAUUAAAAGACUAUGUUUGUGCUUGUUCAGCUGGUUUUGUUAACGACACACCUAUUGUUGACAUCAGUUACCUAGAGGAGUCAGGUGGGGGACCAGAACUUAUUGUCACAAUCUUACCUAAAUCAGAACAAAUUGUUUUUCUCGAGCAGAACUCGAGGUUACAUGAAGACAAUUUAAGUAAAGUGUUGGAUGUAGCAUCUAAAGGUUGUAAAGAUAUUUAUGCUGUUUUAGACCGAGCUGUUAGAGAUCAUGUUAGCAAAGUUUCUAAUGUAGCUAACACAACUGAAUAGACUUUUGUUGUUAUAUGCAUGUAUGGAUACUGCACAAAGAAAUACAGAAAAUUUUGAAAAACA